Nerophis lumbriciformis (worm pipefish) is the source of this 1557-nucleotide messenger RNA. RefSeq names its product immunoglobulin superfamily, member 5a (gene igsf5a). Lineage: Eukaryota; Metazoa; Chordata; Actinopteri; Syngnathiformes; Syngnathidae. The record is from RefSeq and is a predicted model, not a curated record.
GGAAAUGGCACAUUGCAGUGGAACGGAUAGCAACUCUUUGGAGAUACUUCUCAGGAUUUUAAUAACAUGGACAUUAAUUAUUGCAUCUGGCUAAUGCUGUGCACAUCUGGAGUGAUGGGACAGUUCCAGGUGGAUCCUCUCGUUGCCACGGUUCUGACAGGCUCUGACGCACAAUUCACUGCAACAGUCCAGGGAACGUGGGCAAUCAUGACGUGGACCGUCCAAGGUUUUCUGGUCCUCACCGUUCCCAGAAGUGGUAACAUAACUUCGUCCUCCGAACAGUUUUCUGCCUCGUUCUGCUCCAGCGUGGACACCGGCUGUGUGUCGUUCACCAUCCACAACACCACGCGUGCAGAGGCUGGUCCGGUCACCUGCACCGUUCAGGGAGACUAUGGAUUCAAGACUGUACAGCUGCAGGUACAAGAGAGCGGAACAGUUCAGAUCAAGGAAGGGAACAUGACAGUAGUCCAGGACCAGGAGGUUGAGAUCCACUGCGAGACAUCAGCUUGGUUCCCGAUACCUGAGAUCAGAUGGACCCUAAAUGGUGACACAGUGGACAGUGGUCCAACAAACAGCACAAACGUGACCCACGGAGAUUCCUUCAAUUCCUCCAGUGUACUGAAGUUCCAAGCUGUCAAAGAUUCUACAUUGGUGUGUUGGGCAACACUACAGACGCUCACAAACCCACUAGCCAGCUCUGUCCAUGUUUUGGUUGUACCCAAGCCUCCAGACAGGACUGUGCUGAUCGCUGUGGUUUGCUCCUUUGGAGGUUUGGCUCUGCUAGCUUUACUGAUCCUUGGGAUCAUGUUUUGCUACAAACGCAGGAAAGAGAAAGAAUCCAACUACCAAGACGAGAUGACCAAGAGAGUGAGGACACAAAGCCAGCUGAGUGGUUUGAAGCCUCCUGGACAGAAACAAGCCGCAGUCAAUGCAGGUUAUGUGAAAGAUGGCCAAACAAGUGUUGCCACAAGUAAUCUAACAGACAGUGGCUACUUUCAGAGAACCAGUUCCAACAUUUUUGAGAUGCCGAAUUCUGCAUAUAAUAACCAGAUGGAAAAUGGUUACAAAAGCACCUACAACAGUGUGGGUGAUGACUUGACAAAACAUAGACAUGCUACUAUUGUGUAAAUACCGCUGACACCUUGGACGGCGUGGCGCAGUGGAAGAAUGGCCGUGCGCGACCCGAGGGUCCCUGGUUCAAUCCCCACCUAGUACCAACCUCGUCAUGUCCGUUGUGUCCUGAGCAAGACACUUCACCCUUGCUCCUGAUGGGUGCUGGUUAGCGCCUUGCAUGGCAGCUCCCUCCAUCAGUGUGUGAAUGUGUGUGUGAAUGGGUAAAUGUGGAAGUAGUGUCAAAGCGCUUUGAGUACCUUGAAGGUAGAAAAGCGCUAUACAAGUACAACCCAUUAUCAUUACCUUGGAACACCCAAAGAGUUGGACUCUCGGACCAAACACUGAAACACUUCUGAGCUCUACACUGUUUCUUAAAAUGUUUUUCAGUGCAUGUGAAGGUCUGCAUGGAUGUUACUGGUAUGAAAAUGGAUUUUGAUGAAUUAA